AUGUCGUCAUCCGGUGCAGAUGCUGCUGCGGCCCCGGCGCCUGUAGCCACCAACGACAAGGAUGCGACGGCGGACGAGCUUGCUGCGCCGCCAGAGGCGAUUCAGAUGACCGAUGAGGAGGAGAUGGGCGCUGCCGCCGACAAAGACCAGAGCGAUUCCGGUAAGCUCAAGACCCUCAUGGGCAUCCUCAAGCGCAUGGUCGGAGUCAAGGAUAUCGCCGCCAUCCGCAUCUCGCUCCCGGCCAACCUGCUGGAGCCCGUGCCCAACCUCGAGUACUGGAACUACCUCGAUCGCGGUGACUUCUUCACCCUCGUCCCGGAUCUCGACGAUCCGCUCGACCGCAUGCUUGCCGUGCUCCGCUUCACCUUCACCAAGGAGCUCAAGUAUGUAAAGGGCAAGAUUUGCAAGCCUUACAACUCGAUCCUCGGCGAGCAUUUCCGCUGCCACUGGGACUUUGAGCCCGCCAAGAUGACAGACUCGCACAUCGUACCCGUCCAGUCGCUGGCCGUCGAGGCGCCCGAGCCCCUGCCUCUCGCUUCCACCCAAGCACGAACCCCCACACUCAACGCCAAGAAGGGCAGCACGCCCCCUUCGCCUCUCGUGACGCCGCAGGACCAAUCAAGACCCUCCUCCGUUCGAAACCUCAGCAUGGAGACCUCGAACAACAGCAGCAGCAACAACAACAGCACCACCUCAUCUGCCAAGAAGGGACUCUCGAAGCUGCUGGGCAGGAAGAAGAGCACCAAAGACACCUCUGAAGCUGCCAACGUCGCGGCCUCAUCGGCUCAUGCCGCUCGCGCAAGCGAAGACACCGCCGACAACGCCAACGACGCCGCCUCCGUCUCUGGCUCGAGCAUGCAGCGAGCAGGCAAGAGGCGUCUCUGUUUCUUGACAGAGCAGGUGAGCCACCACCCGCCCAUCUCGUCCUUCUUCUGCGAGGCCAAGGACGCCGGCGUCCAGCUCUACGGAGUCGAUCAGCUCGGCGCCAAGUUCACCGGCACGAGCGUCAAGGUGUUCCCGGGCGAGCAGAACCAGGGCAUCUUCCUGCGGCUCACCGAAAAUGCAAAGUGCGGCGCGGCCGGCGAAGAGUACCAGAUCACACACCCGACCGCUUCGAUCAACGGUCUUCUGCGUGGAAGCCUCUGGGUGGCCAUCUGCGACAACCUCUACGUCACCUGCCGCGGCGGCAGGCGAGACAAGGGCGAAGGCGACGACGGCAGCCGACUGCGCGCCAUCGUCGAGUACAAGGACGAGAGCUGGAUCACCAAGGCCAAGUAUGCGCUCGAGGGCGUCAUCUACUCGUACGGGCCCAACGACGAUCCGGAGGAGUACACGUCGGCCAAGCAGGUGCCGCAGGACAAGGUGCUGGCCACGUUUGAAGGAUGCUGGAAGGGCAAGAUCACGUACAAGAGGAAGGGCGACAAGGAAUCACGCGUGCUGCUCAACAUCACCGAUGUGGACCCCAUCGCGAAAUCGGUACGACCGCUGGCAGCGCAGGAGGAGAUGGAGAGCCGAAGGAUCUGGGAGCCCGUCACCAACGCCAUCCUGGGCAAAAAGUACAGCGAGGCGACCAAGAACAAGCAGGAUAUUGAGCAGAUGCAGAGGAACGCAGCGGCGGAGCGCAAGCGCAACGGCGAGACUUUUGUGCCGCGCUUCUUUGACGCCGACAUCUCGGACGGCCGACCCAAGCUGACCGACGAGGGCCGAAAGGCGAUUGAUGGAGAAUACCAGCUUGCGGGCUACGACGGCGCUGUCGACGACAAGGUCGCAGCAGUCAACGCGCAAAAGGUGGAAGACGCGGAUGAUGACGACGAGGACGAUUUCCAGGAUGCUCAGAACUAG
Messenger RNA from Moesziomyces antarcticus, 1842 nucleotides. Its product is annotated as oxysterol binding protein. The coding region runs from base 1 to 1842 and encodes 613 amino acids. Gene Ontology annotation, biological process: exocytosis; endocytosis; piecemeal microautophagy of the nucleus. Lineage: Eukaryota; Fungi; Basidiomycota; Ustilaginomycetes; Ustilaginales; Ustilaginaceae. Gene Ontology annotation, molecular function: sterol binding. The record is from RefSeq and is a predicted model, not a curated record. Gene Ontology annotation, cellular component: cytosol; intracellular membrane-bounded organelle; membrane. The transcript has a single exon.